AUGGCCUUGCCUCGGAAACUCGACUUUGAUGGUGAAAGUGGCAAGGUGAUUAGUCCCAAAGCUCUCUGCCACGUUGUCCUACGCACAGCCAGCCUGAAGGCGAUGCAGAAAUUUUAUGUUGAUUUUCUCGGUGGGAGGGUUGCUCACGCCAACGAAAUGCUCUCUUUCAUCACAUAUGACGAAGAGCAUCACCGAAUUGCACUGGUGGAGGUCCCUGGCACUGAGCCCAAAAUCUCGACCACUUGCGGGCUUGAGCACAUCGCUUUUGGAUUUCCGACUUUGUUCGAGCUCUUGUUAUCUUAUCGACAAAGACUAAAGACCGGUAUCAAGCCUUGGUGGUGCAUCAACCACGGCCCAACAACGAGCAUAUACUACAAGGAUCCUGAUGGUAACAUGCUCGAAACUCAGGUCGACAAUUUCGAGACUGUGGAGAAGGCUGAUGAGUUUAUGAAGAGCAAGAGCUUUGCUGAAAAUCCUAUUGGCACAGAAUUUGAUCCAGAAAAUCUCAUCAGCAGGAUGUUGGCAGGGGAGAACGAAAACAUCCUCAAGCGCCGGGUAGAAACAGGUCCCAGGCAGGUGGACGUCAAGGAUUUGGCAUAG
Messenger RNA from Exophiala spinifera, 600 nucleotides. RefSeq lists its product as uncharacterized. The record is from RefSeq and is a predicted model, not a curated record. The transcript has a single exon. NCBI's taxonomy places the organism in Eukaryota, Fungi, Ascomycota, Eurotiomycetes, Chaetothyriales, Herpotrichiellaceae. The coding region runs from base 1 to 600 and encodes 199 amino acids.